CCGCUCUCCCGUCUCAUCCAGUCCGCCGCUGUGCGACGCCGUGUCGGCUGCUCGUGUCGCCCGCUUUCCUCGCCUCCUCGUCGGCUUUCUUCACCGGGGAACGCCGCUGGUCUGACCGUGUCUGCGGAGCAUCGGGGUGAAAGAUGAGUCCCGGGUCCCGGAGCUGGUUGCGGGUCUGGUCGUGCUUGCUGAGCCUGAGUGUGUUGACCCGGGCUCUGGAGCUGGAGGAGCUGUUCAAGUUCGGAGAAGAAGCCGGAGACCUGCAGCUGCUGCCCGGCUCGGACUCCACCGCCGAGCUGCCUCUCGUCGGGUCUCUGUUCUUCUUCGGCGAAACCUUCGACAGAGUUUAUAUUAACACUAAUGGAUAUGUGGCUGUUGUGGACCCUCCGGCUGAGAAGGAGUACCUGGGGAAGAUGCCCGCCAGUUUCAAAAUGAUUGCAGCCCUGCUGGGAGACCUGGACAACAGUGACGGACGGGGGAAAGUCUUUUUCAGGCAGGACAGCAACCCGGAUGUACUGAGUCGAGCCGGUCAGCACAUCAGGCGAGCUUUCCCCAGAGACGACGGAGUAGAGCCGGGCAGCGUCCUCAUCAUCACCUGGGUGAACAUGGCCGCCCAGGGGACAUCUGGACGAGGGGACGGACUGGAUGCUAAGAGCAACACCUUCCAGCUGGUUGUGGUCUCCAUGGCAUCGUCCUCCUGCGCCAUCCUCUUGUACCCCAGAGAUGGCCUGCAGUUCCUGUCCACGUCAGUUGAGGGUCAGAGCAAGCUCCUAGAGGCUGGCUUCAAUGAAGGUCUGGUGCAGGGCUGGUUCUGGAAAACCAAACAGGGGACGUAUUUCCGAGCCACCACCGAUGAAGAGACCUCCAUCAGGGAACUUACUGAAAAGACAAAUUCUGGACAAAAAGGAGUUUGGGUGUACGAAAUAGGUGCUUCACCGUUCUUUGCAGCCAUCACACCAGGAAUGGCCCCUAGCCUUCCCGAGGAGGAGGAUACCACUGAACCUCCUUUGACCAUGUUGACAAGGCAACCCGAUGAGUACCAGGAGGUGGACUUCUCAACCUACGAAACCCAGACGACGAUGACGACUGAAGCAGCACCAGUAGAAAAGGAGGAGUUUCCAACUGAGACUCCCACUGAGUACCAACCAAGUUACCCAGAAGCUGAGACUGUUACAGCAGAAUAUGCCAAACCAGAGACUGAAGAGCCAGAUUAUGAAGAACCAGGCCAGUUUGAGCCAGAAUACCCCGAAUCUGAGACUGUCAUACCAACAUACACCAGCCCUGAAAGCGUUCAACCAAGGUUCCCGGACCAACCUGAGCCGAGAUACCCUGACCAAACUGAGAUCAGAUACCCCAGCUCUGAGCCUUUGCUACCAAGAUACACCAUCCCUGAGCCCAGUGAACCUAGAUACUCUCCAGUCCAGCCAAGUUACCCUGACCCCGAUCCGGACCAACCAAGAUACACCAUCCCUGAACCCAGUGAACCUAGUUACUCUCCAGUCCAGCCAAGUUACCCUGACCCCGAUCCGGUCCAACCACAAUACACCAACCCUGAACCAGUGCAACCAGUACCACCCCAUUCCCAGCCACAGCACCCCCAGAUCGUUGUGGUGGAUGAAGACGAAGAUCUGAAUGUGAAUGUAUUUGCGUACAAUUUGGAGACAUGUGCCCACAAUAGACACAAAUGCUCGGCUUUUGCUGACUGCCGGGAUUACAGCAACGGGUACUGCUGCCACUGUAGGCCUGGUUUCUACGGUAAUGGGAAGGACUGUGUUGCAGAAGGCAAACCACAGAGGAUGAAUGGAAAGGUGAACGGUCGAGUGUUUGUGGGCAACUCGCCUUCACCCGUGGAGCUCAGCAGCAACGACUUACACUCCUACGUGGUGGCCAAUGACGGACGGGCCUACGUGGCCAUCAGCAACAUCCCCGACAGUGUGGGCCCCUCCCUGCAACCGCUGUCCUCCCUGGGAGGAGUCAUCGGCUGGGCCUUUGCCCUGGAGCAGCCCGGCUACCAGAACGGCUUCAGUCUGAUUGGUGGCGUGUUUUCCCGGCAGGCUGAGGUGAUUUUCCAGCCUGGAAAUGAGCGUCUGAGCAUCAAGCAGCAGUUUAAAGGAAUCGACGAACACGACCACCUGGUGGUGAGCACGGAGCUGGAGGGACGUCUGCCCGCCAUCUCACUGGGAUCCUCCAUCCAGAUCAACCCAUACAAGGAGAUCUACCAGUACUUCGGAAACUUGAUCACUUCCUCUUCCAACCGCGACUACACCAUCACCUCCCCUGAUGGCGCUGUCCAGACCAGAAGCUACCAGUGGCGUCAGACCAUCACCUUCCAGAGCUGCCCACAUGAUGAGGCCACCAUGGAGGCACCAUCCACCCAGCAGCUCAGCGUGGACCAGAUCUUUGUGAUGUUCGAUGCUGACAACCAUCUGAUCCGCUAUGCCAUGAGCAACAAGAUCGGCUCCGUCCACAGCAGUCUUCCAGAGCAGAAUCCAUGUUUCACCGGCCGACACGGCUGUGACAUCAAUGCUGUGUGCAGACCAGGUGAAGGCCUCCAGUUCACCUGCGAAUGUGCUGCCGGUUUCGCUGGAGACGGACGCUAUUGCCACGAUACUGACGAGUGCAGGGAGACUCCUCAGGUCUGUGGAUCCAACAGCGUCUGCAGUAAUCAGCCCGGAACUUUCCGGUGUGAGUGUGUGACCGGCUUUGUGUUCGCCAGCGAUGGAAAGACCUGCAUCGAGGAGAACCGUCCGGUGGAUCACUGUCAGAGAGGAAGUCACGACUGUGACGUUCCUGAGAGAGCUCUGUGCAGCUACACCGGAGGCUCGGCCCACGUCUGCUCCUGCCUGCCGGGCUAUGUGGGUGACGGCCGGGUGUGUCGGGACGUGGACGAGUGUCAGCAGGAUCGAUGCCACCGCGACGCCUUCUGCUUCAACACGCAGGGCUCCUACACCUGCCGGUGCCGUCCUGGUUUCCAUGGCGACGGACUCCACUGCAGCCCAAUGUCCACAGAGCGGGAGAAGACCCAGUGUGAGCUUCAAAGAGAGAGCGCCCAGGCCUCCACCUCCUCUGGCUCCAGCUUCUUCACCUUCUUCCGCCCUCGGCCGCCCGUCGGGCAGUACGUCCCACAGUGUGACGAACACGGAGCCUACGAGCCCACGCAGUGCCACGCCAGCAUCGGACAGUGCUGGUGUGUGGACGCCAACGGUCAGGAGAUCCCCAACACCCGCACUGGACCCGGCAGCGCUCCUCUAUGUAUUAAUCAGGUAGUGACUCCUCCUCCGGUGGGUCCGACGCCACGGCCCGACGUUCACCCCGUCGCUCCGGGAACGCACCUGCUGUUUGCUCAGAGCGGGAAAAUCGAACACGUUCCCCUGGACGGAUACAACAUAAAGAAGGAGGACGCCAAACCUCUGCUGCACAUCCCCGACCGGGUGGUGAUUGCCGUGGCCUACGACUGUGUGGACAAGAUGGUUUACUGGACCGACAUCACCGGGCCGACGAUCAGCAAGGCCAGUUUGAGCGGAGGAGACAUCGUCCCAGUCGUCACUAAAGAGCUGCAGAGUCCCGAGGGCAUCGCCGUGGACCACGUUUCCCGUCUCCUCUUCUGGACCGACUCCAUGCGAGACACCGUGGAGGUCUCCAAGCUGGACGGCAGCCAGCGUCGAGUCCUGUUUGACACCGACCUGGUCAACCCUCGACCCAUCGUCACCAACCCAGCAUACGGGCAGCUGUACUGGGCAGACUGGAACAGAGACGGGCCUAAAAUUGAGAUGUCCAACAUGGACGGGACAGCGCGGACCGUCCUGGUGAAAGACGACCUGGGGCUUCCCAACGGUCUGACCUUUGACCCUGACAACCAGCUGCUGUGCUGGGCCGACGCAGGAACUCGUAAGGUCGAGUGCAUGGACCCUCACCGGCAGGUGAGGAGGCAGAUCGUUGACGGGAUCCAGUAUCCCUUCGCUCUCGUCUCGUUUGGAAGGAACCUCUAUUACACCGACUGGAGGAGGGAGGCGGUGGUCGCCGUGGACCGUCACUCGGAGAAGGAGACGGAAGAGUUUCUGCCGCAGAAACGCUCUCGGCUGUACGGCAUCACCACGACACCCACACAGUGUCCACAAGCUUACAACUACUGCUCCAACAACGGGGGCUGUUCUCACCUGUGUCUGCCGCGGCUCGGCGGGUUCACCUGCCGCUGCCCGGACGCCGCCGACGGUCGAUGUGAGGAGAGCGACCUGUGAGUCUACAGACCGACGAUGAGACUGCCGCUGCUGAGAGAGAAGAAAAAAACCCAAAACACACUAAACUGAAUUUUGGUGUUUUCUAGUUUUCUUACUUGAAUUGAACAGUCGUACGAUCAUUUUUAGAGUCGAGAGAUUUAUUUGUUUUCGGCCUUUGAAAGCUGCUCAGACCUCACUGUAUUUAUGCUCUCACUCUUCAGGUGAGAAAAUUAGCUUUCGUCCUGUUACUGUCGCAUUCAGAUUUGGUUUCCGAUCUUUCUUCGCAGCAUGUGUUUGUAAUUUGACUCCUGGUUGAAGAGUUUCAUUCCAAAAUGAGAAAAAAGUGACUAAAUCUGACACAAAUACGGGGAUUUUUUUUAAAGAAAAGACAUUAAGUAACCGAAAACACGUGAUCAUUAUUUGAAAAGGUACUUAAUGAUGAACUUCAGGUUGUGUUUACAGUAUUUUUAAUGUAAAACUCUUAAUGCUUUCUCAAGGUUGUGGUUUGAACGUUAAGUGCGAGAAACAAUCAGCUUUAAUCCUAGUUUCAGAUAAAAACCACUUAUCAAUACGUUGUGCGCAGUUAAAAAUGAAGAAUCUCACCAGGGUUUCCUGACCGGACGAGAACUCCAUCUCAUGUCACGUUGACAGUUUUGAGUUCUUGAAUUUCACCCGACAAACACCACUUGAAGCCAGAGGUUUGUUUUCCAAGAAGUAAUAUUACGAGACGCUGGGCAGGAAUCACGAGAUUUUGUCAUUCACCGAAAAACGGACGACAUCCUGUAACGUAUGUCAGCUACGGCUCAGCAAAGGCUGAGCGAUCAGAUCUGCUUCUAAAUGACUGGCUGACAGCGGAUUUGUCUUUGAGUAACAAAUUUUCAAGUCACUCUGACUCAUGAUUAGUGAGUUAGAGCCAUUUGAAUUCAUCCUGUUGCUGUAACCUCACCGCUGAUCCCACAGUCACCAAAGCUCGCUCGCAACUGCACAAUGUGCUCAAGAGUUUGGACCGAUUGUCACAAAUUCCACGCUUGCAGGAAAUUGGCAGCAAACCCGUUUGGAACAACAAAUGAAUUAUUUUAAUUAUUUUCUGCCGUUGGACCACUAGUGGCACCACUGUGAACCAGUGACAGAUCCUGGGGUGGUGUAAGAGUUUAGUAGGGGGCUAAAAAAACUUUAAUAUUUACAAGAUUUAUUCUAUUGUUUGUGCUAAAACUCACAGUGUAUUUUUUUUUAUAUGAACUUGUAAAUAACUACCUGAUAUGUAGACGGUAUUCUGAUUUUUUUUUUGUAAUGGUGCUGAUGUAAGCCUGAGAUCUACCUGACGGUGGUGGUGGUGGUGAUGAUAACCGCGAAGGUGCAUGCAGGUUGUGUCUAGAGAUGAAGUUCGCGUUUGUUGCGUUGUAGCUCCGGCAUGCACGUCUCACGUAAACAUCAUGUUACAAUCAAGACUUACGCAGUGAUGGUUUAGUGUCGGUCACUGAUGUAAGUCGACAUUUUCAUCAAAAAAUAAAAAGGAAGGAAACAACUGUUUUCACAGACAUGGUUGUUAUCCUCAAAUGUGGAAAUCUAUCGCUGCAGUUGUGUAAAUCAAUUUAAUCAGACUGUUUUGAAUGACAUUUUUCAGCCGUUAUGAAAAUGACCACGAAAAAAAGGCAUUAUUUCUUUUUAAUUAGAAAUCUCAAUCUCAAUUUCAAAUGCAAUUUUAUUUUUCAAGUUUAGGAUGGUCAUCUCUUUUCUUGGUAAAAAUUUAAAUUGGAUUUUAACAUUUUUUUAAUUUCAAUGGCUCAUUUGCACACACAUGGAAUAUUAAAUCCCAGUUUGAUUAAAUUGUUUCAUUUUAAUAUGGCCAGACUUCCAUACUAUUCUACCUGCUGCUGCACAAUAUGUCAGAAAAUUCACUCCGUUGUACAGUGAAGUUGUCUGUUUCACAGCUUUAUUUUUUGAUAUAAACUAAAAAUGGCAAUUUGAGCCUCACCAGCACUGGAUUUCGAAGCUGAUAUAAAUAUUUGAGAGCAUUUAAAAUAUGAUCAGUCAAUAAUUGUUGUUCUAAUGUUUUGUUUUUUUUCACAUAAACCAUCCUGUGUGCACCAGAGUGUUUCAUGUGAUCUAAUAACUACACCCUUCACACAAGAGAAUAUUUCCAAUUGUUUUACUGUCAUUAGCUGUAUGAAUAUAUAUAUAGAUAUAGACAUAUCACCUCGGACUUAAACAGAAAGACAUGAUUGCUUUGCUUAACAGUCGUCAAGAUACAUUAUCUCAAGAGGCCUCAUCAAAUGUGUUGAAGGACGAUGUUUCUGUCAGAAAACUUUCAAUUUUUCGCCUGUGCCUGCCACUUCAUGGCCUCUGUAACUGCUUACUCAUGGGGCUGCGGUUUUUGUUUGUGUCACACACCUUGCGAAACAAGUAAAAAUGGUCUUAAACUGGAGUGAAUGUGUUUUACAGCAGCAGGAGAAAAGUCUGGACUGGAAUCACAGGUUUUAACGCAUCAAAUGUAAAAGCAAUGAUUUAGACCUGCAAGUGUUAAUCAAUCAACAGAAAGUAAUCAGCAAAUAUUUGAUGAUCAAUUAAUUAUUUGUCAUGUUUUAAGGCAAAAUUUCAAAAUAUUAGCUAUUAGCUAGUUUCCCCAAAUAUAAGAAUCCUAUGUUUUUCUUUGUCACACAUGAUAGUAAAUAUUUUUGUUCAUUUAUUUUUUUUUUAUAGAGGAAACAAUGAAUCGAUGAAUCAAAAUGCUCGUUAGCCGCAGCUCUGUAAUGAUUAGGUGACAGGCACAGCACUGGGCUCAGUGGGUCGUCGGUGAAGUGAGGAGCAGGUGAGUGUAACGUUGGCUUCUUAGGGAAACUCAGCUCAGGUUUUUUUGUUAACUGAAAACCCAUCAGGGAGGAUCGGCCCAGCAGGACUGCACAACAGACGACAGCAACACGACGCUGACUGUGGCAAAUACUGAGUGAAACUGCCAGGACGUUCAUUGUUUUUUAAACGACUUGUUGAGGGGUGUCAGACAAAAUGUUGUGCCUUGUGGAAAAAGCCCUUUCGUGUAAAUUCUUCACAUCCUGCAGCGGCAGUAAUUAUUAAAAAGCGAAACGAAACAUGGUUUGUCAGAGUUGUGCUGCCCUGCUGACUGGUUUUAUGUGCAUCAUGUCCGGUCUGUGACACGAUGCACUGUAUGUCUGUUCUGAACACCAGCCAAACAGGGAACAUUAACAGCCUGUACAGCCUCAAUAAAACCUUUUUUAAAUACA
Molecule: messenger RNA, 7456 nt
Organism: Xiphias gladius (swordfish)
Lineage: Eukaryota; Metazoa; Chordata; Actinopteri; Istiophoriformes; Xiphiidae
Product: nidogen-1-like
Exons: 20
Coding region: 144-4238 (1364 amino acids)
Biological process (GO): cell-matrix adhesion
Molecular function (GO): calcium ion binding
Source: RefSeq, a predicted model, not a curated record